AUGCUAAAAUUCAGAGAACUUCUAGUACAAUCAUUACUCAAUGAUAAAGACGAAGGUGAAGAAAUAGAGGAUGAACAAGACGUACCGAUACCGAGGAAAAACGCAAAAUCUACACAUAUCAUGAAGAAAUUUGAAGGCAAUGCUAGACAGAAUAGAAAACGCUGUAUUUCCUGCUACGACAAGUUACAAAAAGAAAAAGGGACAAAGGAAGCACGAGCCAAAACUAAGAGAGUAAUGACCUACUGCGAUGAAUGUGACAAUAAACCUGCAAUGUGUUUAGAAUGUUUCAACGAAAAACAUCCUUCAAAAUACUUUUAA
Messenger RNA from Acanthoscelides obtectus, 318 nucleotides. NCBI's taxonomy places the organism in Eukaryota, Metazoa, Arthropoda, Insecta, Coleoptera, Chrysomelidae. The record is from the annotation of a GenBank genome assembly.